AUGUUUUCUUUUCUUUCUUUUAGGUUUCUUUCUUUUCUUUCUUUUCUUUCUUUCUUUCAAAUCUUUCUUUCUUUCUUUGGCUUUUUUUCUUUCUUUCCAUGUUUCAUUCAUUUCUUUUGCCUCAUUCUUUCAUUUUCUUUUUCUUUCUUUUCAUGUUUCAUUCUUUCUUUUUUUCUUUCUUUCUUUUCUUUUCUUUGUUUCUUUUUCUUUUUUUUCUUUCUUUUUCCCUCUUUCUUAAAUUUUUUCUUUCUUUCCAUUUUCUUUUUUUCUUUCUUUUGGCCUUUUCAUUUAUUCUUUUCUUUCUUUUUUUCUUUUCUUUCUUUAAUUUUGCUUUCUUUCCAUCCAUUCUUUCUUUGUCUUUCUUUUCUUUCUUUCUUCUUUCUUUUUCUUUCUUUCAUUAAUCUUUCUUUCUUUCCUCUUUCCCUCUUUUUUCUUUCUUUCUUUCUUUUGCUUUGUUUUUUUUCUUUGACCCUUUCUUUGCUUUCUUUCUUUCUUUCUUCUUUCUUUUCUUUCUUUCUUGGCCCUUUCUCCCUCCAUGAUUCUUUUCUUUUUUCUUUCUUUCUUAAUUUUGCUUUCUUUCCAUGUUUCAUUUUUCUUUCUUUUUGCAGUUUCUUUUCUUUCUUUCUUUUCUUUCUUUCUUUCUUUCUUUCUUUGGCCCUUUUUCCUCCAGUUCAUUCUUUCUUUUUCUUUCUUUUCAUUUUUUUUCUUUCUUUCCAUUGUCUUGCUUCUUUGAUAUUUCUUUCUUUCUUUCUUUUUUCUUUCUUUUCUUUUCUUUUUUUUUCUUUUGUUUCAACUAGAUUCUUCUUUUUUUCUUUCUUUGUUUCUUUCUUUCUUUCUUUCUUUGUUUCUUUCCCUCCAUUCAUUCUUUCUUUCUUUUUUCUUUCUUUCAUUAAUUUUUUGCUUUCUUUCCAUGUUUCUGCGAUUUUCUUUGUAGCUUUCUUUCUUUCUUUCUUUUUUUUAUUUUUCUUUCUUUCUUUCUUUCUUUGA
Molecule: messenger RNA, 987 nt
Organism: Acanthosepion pharaonis
Lineage: Eukaryota; Metazoa; Mollusca; Cephalopoda; Sepiida; Sepiidae
Source: the annotation of a GenBank genome assembly